GCCAUUUGGCCUGUCAGUGGGACAUUUGCUGUCAGGGUGCCGAGAUCGUGAGAAAAUAUUAACUGAAUUUUAAACAUAUUUUAACUAAUUUCCAUAGUAAAUUGUAAUAUAAAUUAGUUUAUAAAAUAUUGUACUAGCAUUUGAAAGUUUAAUUUUGUGCAGGCGACGUGUAAACACUGUGGUAUUUGUGGUGAAAAAUCAAUGUGCAUUUUCCACCUCAGCACCAUAGUUUCUUUCGGGCUUCCGUCGCUGAAAAUCAACUCCCGGACUUGGGGAGGAAGAUACGCGGCCAUGUUAUUUUAGUCACAACUAAAAGUAUCAUAAAUAUAGUACAGAACUUUAGGGUGAGAGUGGUUGGUGGUGUUUUUGUUGUGGGGAAACAUUUUUUUGGGAGGUCUCUGGAUCUCUAUGACAUGCUACCACCUGCUUUGUCGUACAAUCUCGGUGAAAAGAUGAAUUCCCUUUAUGAAAAUACAACUCGUAGGGAUAUCAGGGAUAUGGUACAUGAAGCUAGAAUUCAAACACAACUUCUUGCAAAGGAAGCGAAGGAUCGCUUCCACUCAGGCACAGAGACAGAUGAAUCUGAAAAUGAUCAGGAUCACAUGAGGCAUCACAUAAAACAUGAGAAGGAUGGUGAAGAACUAGUUUUCCACACAAGCGGUGUUAAUCUGGACAAUUCAGCUGUACGAAAACGACGUGGGAACUUGCCCAAACACUCUGUGAAGAUUCUCAAACGCUGGCUCUAUGAACAUCGAUACAAUGCCUAUCCGAGUGAUACGGAGAAGCUGACACUGUCACAAGAAGCAAAUCUGACGGUAUUGCAAGUUUGCAAUUGGUUCAUCAAUGCACGUCGUCGAAUUUUGCCUGAAAUGAUACGUCGUGAGGGCAAUGAUCCACUGCACUAUACCAUCUCAAGGCGGGGCAAGAAGUUGGCCAAUAUCAAUAUGCACAAUAGUGUCCAGCUAAUGUCACCGCAAACCAUCACCGGUGACACGAUCGAGAAUGAGGUGAUUGUGGGCGCCACGGAAGAAGUAGAGGGCGAAGAGGAAGUUCACGAGGGAGUGGCCACAGUUCUCACAGCUCUAGGACAUCAAUUUGUCCAGACCACUGCUGGUGGCAUGGUUAAAGUGGAGAGGGAUAUUGAUUAUGAUGAUAAUAUCAUCUACAAGUCAGAGGAUGAGAGUGGAAAUGACUAUGAAUCUUGCUCGCCCGAAGAGGAGGACCAGAACAAUUGGCAGGAAGUAAUGCGGUACACGGAUAAAGAUGGUGAAGAAAUUACUGAGGAGAUUGAAACUACCCCUGUAACCGGAUACUGGAGUUCAUCACAUCCACAUUUGGCACAUUUGCCGCAAUUGCCACAUCCUCUGACCUCAUCAACACCAACAGUUCCUGUCGGCUUGUCGCGUGUCCAGGUAAUGCCAGCUCAUCCGUCUCCGGUGCUGCAGCAGAAUUCUGAUUCAAAUUCCUCGAUCAACAACAAUACAUCGAGUGCUGCCCAAAUUGGUGGUGGAGCAAAUCACGUGACAAAAGCAUCAAUCAAUCUGUUACGGCGCAAUAAAGACAAAUUUAAAUGUCUGUACCUGUUGGUGGAGACGGCUGUUGCGGUGCGUCAGCGUGAAAAGGAACAGGAUGAUGUCCAUGUUUUGGGCAAUUGAACAACAAACAAAAUACGUGAGAGUCUUCAGUUUUCUCUGAAAAUCGUGAGAAUUGAAGGGGGAUUUUAAUGAAAUUUGGCAAAAGGAGGCAAAAAAUCUCAGAGGAUUCUCCCAUACACUGCAAGUUAAUUUAAAUUUAUAUUAAAAAAAAGAUAUAUUUGCAAAAUGAAUAUAUAAACUAUUUGUAGUUCUUUGUAUUUAACAAAACAAAAGAGAAAGAGAUAUCUUCUUUUUAUAAUUUUUUUUUGGAGAAAAUAGUGAAAAAUCCCACUUAAUGUGUCUACACAUUGAGAACAAUUUUCGUCAAAAAUUGCUUUUUUGAAGGAAAUUGGCUGCAGUGCUGUAAGCAGAAACGUCAAAAUUCUGUCAAAAAUACAAUUUUUGACAAAAAUUGCUCCCAAUGUGUAGAGGCCUUUAGAGAAGUUUUUGUUCUUUCAAAAUUUUGCAUUGAUAAUGAAAUAGAAUAAUAUGGAACAAGUUUUAUUUCUACAAAGAAAAUAAAUAUUGAAUAGAGUGAGAAAUAAUUGUAGCAGUCUUAUAUAUAUAUAAAAAAAGGAAAAAAAAUCAUGAGAUAUAAAGCAGCAAUGAGACGAAAAAGAACUCUGUAGGAUAAAUUAAUUAAGAAUUUUAUUGCAGAAGUAAUGUAGAGAUUAUUUUAAGGAAUUUCAGUCAGGAGAAAGGAUUUUUUUUAUUGUAAUUCAAUUUGUUACAUAUUCAUCUUAACUAUCGUUUUUAAGUCAGUAUAAAUAUAUUAUUUUAUAUAAGAUAUUUCCAUAAAUUGCAGAUAAAAUUUCAAAAGAGAGAAAUAACUAAAAGAGAAUAAAUGCAAAAAUAUCAAUUUUUCACACAAUAAAUAGAAUAGCUUAUAAUAAAAACAAAUAACCUAAUAAUUUAGAAAAGAAAAACAAUAUACUGUUGAUAAUUUUUGUGUCUUUCAUCUCAAUUGUUAUUUAAAUGUUUUGGAUUUAUUUUUUAUUUGUAGUACAAAUUAGAAAUUUUUCAUUUGGUCUUUUUUCGCUCGAAGGGUGUUGGUUUUCAGCUGAGGGGAACCACAUAUUUGUCAUCAUUAUAAAUGUUGUAUAUAUAAAAAAGGAGAAAGAAAAAAAUUUGAAAUAUACUUUUUAGUGAUAAUUUACUUAGACGUUACGUUCUUCAUGUAUAUAACAAUAUUUCAAUAGUUUAGCUUUUUCUCAACAAUAAUUUGUCCUUUCUAAUUAUGCAAUUUCUUUUCCUACAUCAUUUGACUUAAUCCAGGUUUUUCACUUUUUUUUAAGGCGAAAAAAUUAAGAAUACGUACAGAUCGUGCAGAUGAAAUUAUAUAUUUUAUGGAUCAAUAAAGUUUUAUUGAGUAAUUGCAAA
Molecule: messenger RNA, 3014 nt
Organism: Phlebotomus papatasi
Lineage: Eukaryota; Metazoa; Arthropoda; Insecta; Diptera; Psychodidae
Product: homeobox protein PKNOX2-like
Exons: 7
Coding region: 414-1655 (413 amino acids)
Biological process (GO): regulation of transcription by RNA polymerase II
Molecular function (GO): DNA-binding transcription factor activity, RNA polymerase II-specific; RNA polymerase II cis-regulatory region sequence-specific DNA binding
Source: RefSeq, a predicted model, not a curated record